This is a messenger RNA of Caenorhabditis bovis, 1698 nucleotides long. The record is from the annotation of a GenBank genome assembly. Lineage: Eukaryota; Metazoa; Nematoda; Chromadorea; Rhabditida; Rhabditidae.
AUGGAUUACCUAAUGGAUAAAUAUUUAUUUGAUAAUUUGCCUUUCGAGGUCGCCCCAGAGACUCGAAAAGAUUGGGGACAACGUGCCCUUCAUGUUGUUCAGUUUUUCGAUUGGGUCUGCAAAUAUCAGGAUCCCUGGAAAAUCUAUGAAAAUCACACAUCUUUUCUCUUUGGCGAGCUUCUAUUUUUUCUGUUGGCUGGUUUGACCUUCGCACAUGCAUGGCGUCAUGGAACUCGUCACGUUCUCGUAUGGUUUGGAAUAUUGAUUCACGCUUUGAACGUUGAAAAUCUUUGCUACUGGAUUCCGGAUAUGGAUAAUUUCUGGCAAGCUCAAGGAAUUUUGACAUUCUUCGGAGCCCGCGCGCCACUCUACAUUUUGGUCGGAAUUUAUCACAUGUUUGAUUACACUGCUUUCGUUCUUGCUAGCCGACUUCAUUUGCCAUGGUGGGCUUAUGGUCCGGCAGUUGGUCUUGGCGCUGUGAUGCUUGACAUGCCAUACGAUAUAAUGGGAAUUAAGCUAGUCUGGUGGACAUGGCAUGAUACGGAUCCAAAUAUUUACGAUAGAAUGAACUGGGUUCCAUGGAAUUCCUACUACUUCCACGCUUCUUUCGCUUGCUCGUUUACCUGGCUCCUUCUCGGAUCUCGUCACUAUCUUGUUGGAAAGGAAUACGACUGGAGAAAGCUACCAAGAGAAAUCGCAUGCAUUUUCAUCGCAGGAAUGGGAGCAUUCUGGCUGGGAACUAUUCAAUUCGCUUUGCUCUACCAUCCAGCUCAUGACAUUUUCAAAGUCCACUCGGAAUACACUACUAUUAUUUUCCUUGCAAUUUAUGCGCUGAUUGUCAUUAUUGCUGAUCGUCAUAACAAGAAUCCAAAAGCGAGAACUGGAAAUAAAUAUUGGUUCGACGAGAUGGCUUGCGCUAUUUCGAUCGAAUACAUCUUUUUCAUGAUUGCCGUUCUCAUUUCUGAUCCUUACAAUAUUGUCAGCGAAGGUCUUCAUCAACCAAUUGGGCCGUGCAAUGAAACGCAAAAAGUUCAGACUCCAACAGGACUUGUAUUGCAGAAGCAGAAAUACUUCUGCCCGGAGAACUACGAUGAAAAGUAUAUUGAUUUCCAUUGCGUUCCAAAUGGCGUCCCAAAGCCGCAAGAUGGCCAAAUAACACUCGAAUGGUAUCCGGUGUGUGGAACUGAUUAUGACAACCGAGCUGAAUACGUUUUCCUCAUUUGGGGAAUCUGCAUUCUUUACUCUCUUUUAUGGUACCAGAUUGCCGCGAGAUCAGGAGAAACGCAAGUUGAUCCAGUGAAGGUAUUCCGUAAGAAGACUGUGAAAACCUCGGAGACCCAAGAGCUUUUGACCGAAAACGAAUUGACAAAAACUCCAAAAGGACCAAAAACAUCGACACCAGUGGAAAGCAAGAAAAAGGAUGUGACUCCAGAACUAAGUCGUUCGGUUAUCGAAAGACUGUUUCCAUCCCCUAUCCGUUCAAACAUCGAGACAACGUUGCCGCGAAUCUUCGACCGUACACCAGCUAAUAUUGUUCACAGUAGCCUUCAUUUUCGUGAAGAAAUUGUGAGUACUACGAUGGAGCGCAGCCAACAGAAUGACACCAGAAACACGGAGAAACGUUUGAUUCAAGACACUCCAGCUCGAAACCUCAGGAAACGCCCAGUCAUUAACUAUGCUAUAAUCACGCGAUAUUAG